Oldenlandia corymbosa var. corymbosa is the source of this 1005-nucleotide messenger RNA. The record is from the annotation of a GenBank genome assembly. Lineage: Eukaryota; Viridiplantae; Streptophyta; Magnoliopsida; Gentianales; Rubiaceae.
AUGGCUGAAUCAACUUGGGGGCAAUGGAGCCAAGUGCCCUCAAUGCAAUACCAAGUGCAAAAACAUCAGAGAUUCGAACCCUUUACGCGUCUCGAAUCGUUGGUGUUGAUCACGAGUUGCAGAAACAAGUUGGAUCUCUGGAAUCUGAAUGUGAGAGCUUUGGGGAAAAGGGAUGCAGAUUGGUCUAGGAAGGAGGAAGAAUGGAAAAGGAGAAAACUCGGUUUAGAUUCACAGAUGCAAUAUCUUAGGGAGAAGGAGUUACGGAUUGAGGGAGCUCGAUUGUUUGAUGUGGAUGUUUAUAAUCAAUCGUUGAUAGUUGCGCGAAUGCUUUCGGGAAUGGGAGGAACAAUUAUCCUUAGCAAGAUAAGCUUACUGGCUUCUCAUGAUCGGGCAGACAAUUUUCAGCUUCCUGCCAACACGAAAUUCGUCAAGGAUCUCCGUGUUUCGCCGCACGACAGAUUAGUGCUUUUGGCUUCUCAGGAGAAGAAAGUGUCUGUUUUCAGCACGGGAAGUAACAACAGGGCUCCUGUUCUUGCAUAUGAUUUACCAACUGGUGCUUGGUCGUGUUCGUGGGAUGUCUACGACCCGCGUUUUUUGUACGCGGGUUUACAGAAUGGCAUGGUUUUCUGUUUGAUGAUCUGCGUCAAACUUCCAGGCAUCAGCUGUGGCGAAAACCGGUGUUUUCUGACACCUGAAUCGUUAGGCCGGGGGGGUUGUGUAUCACUUGCUUAUGGUCCUGAAUGUGGAGAUAUUGUUGCUUCAUUCCGUCCAAAAAUGCAAGAGGCAGCGCCCAUACGCCUUUCGCCAUCCUACAAUCCCUUGGAAGGCCAAGUAGUGCAGGGUCUUCAUGUUCAUUACAGGAAAGCUGCUCCUACUACUAACAGCACUUCAGGAUAUCAGAAGCUGGGAUCUACUUGUGCCAAUGUAAGUGUCGGUAGACCACCAAGAUCUGCUGUGAUUGACACAAGUAUCGGCAAGAACUCAGUGUUUUGCAGCCGCAGAUGA